This is a messenger RNA of Patella vulgata (common limpet), 14024 nucleotides long. RefSeq names its product chromodomain-helicase-DNA-binding protein 8. Gene Ontology annotation, molecular function: protein binding; ATP-dependent chromatin remodeler activity; ATP binding. The record is from RefSeq and is a predicted model, not a curated record. Lineage: Eukaryota; Metazoa; Mollusca; Gastropoda; Patellidae. The transcript is spliced from 44 exons. Bases 204 to 10493 code for a protein of 3429 amino acids.
AUCAAACAAGAGUUCACACGAUGCAAGAUGUUGAGGUUUAGCGGCCUAAAGUCUACAAAAUCAUCUAUUGAAAAUUAGUUGUAAAUUUUGACGAAAAACCAGAUGCUAGUGGAAAUAUCUACUAGGUCUAACCAUUUACUACAUCAGUAUGGAAACAAUUUGACGUAACUGCUUAUUGAAACGUCUCUGCAUUUUGAAGCAAUAUGGCGGACGAGCCAAUGCUAAGUUUAUUUGAUGCAGAUGGAGGAUUUUUAAGUGACUUGACGAGUCCUGGGGAUGGGGGGUUAGGACAACCAGAACUAGGGGGAGUUCUUCCAGGAUCAGAGAAUGGAAUUAUGUCUCAGGGAAUGGGAGCAAUGCAGAGACAGAUGCCUACUCAAUCGGAUAAUAUGAUGAUGCCUCAACAGUCGCAAAACACUUCAGUACAAGGCUAUCCCCAACUUCACAGCUUACCUCAGGAAAAUUAUCGGGGCAUGCCACCGCAGUCCUCCAUGAUGAACCGUCAACAGUAUCGUGGGCAACAAGAUGCCUUCAGUCAAUACGGACAGGUACCCAAGCUACAUCAUAUCACUGAUUCCAGCUCUAUGAUGAUGUCGAACCAAAACCAAAACAUGAUGACGCAGAACAUGCGACCACAGCAGCAGCAGCAACAACAACAACAACAGACAUUUGGCAGUCCGCCACAGAGUGGAAUGAUGUCAGGACAACAAGCUGGUUAUCAUGGUUACAUGUCACCACGGCCACGGAUGGCAUCGCAACAGAUGGGAAUGGUUCAUAAUCAGCAGUGGGGUGCAAGCCAGCAGACCAGUCCAAAUCAACAACAACAACAACAACAAUAUAUGACACAACAGCCGAGACAGCAAAUGAUGGUCGCCAGUGGCAACAAUCACAUGCCCUCUUUUCCUUCCCAACAACGUGACUAUAACAUGCCUUCAAAUCCUCAGCAGAUGGGACAUUACCCCACUGCUACCCCACAUGGACAAUCCCAUUUUAUCCAAGGCAUGAGAUCUCCUCCCUCUGGCACGAGGAUGCCUAUGGCAUCGUCUAUGAGUCCUAACAAUAUGAAUAUGAUGGCUCAGAUGCAACAACAACAACAGCAACAACACCCCAUGAAACCCGCUCAAUCGUUUCCACAACAACCAUCUCAGGCAGCCUCGUCACAAGCUAAUGCUAAUCUGAUGCCUAGUUACAACCAACAGCAGGUGAUACAACAGCAACAUGGCGUCUCACAACGUUUCCCUGGUGAGUACUUAACUGACGGACCACAACUAACCUCUGGGACCAACCCCCAACCUAACCAUCACUAUUCCACGUAUUCUGGCAGCCAGCAUGUCCCGGUGUCUGUAGUGGCACCGGGAAUGGGUGAUGCCAAUGCACUUUCUCUCUACACUACUAACCGAAGUCCUAACAACACCAAUCUACCGUUCCAGUCCCCGUAUUCAAGUAUGGGGCAAUCGAUAGGUCAACCGUGCCCACAAGCACCGUCACCACACUCCUCAUCAGGUUCAACAACACCAUCACUAUUACCAGGUGUUUCUCAGGGAAAUUAUGGACAAUCUAGUCUUCAACAACUUGAGCAACUGGUUUCGCCUUCCAUAGGAAGCAUUUCUGCGGCAAAUCCAUUUCAGACAGUAAUGCAAAGCACUCCUGCAUCCAAUUUGAACAUUGCACCAAAGCAACCAAUUUAUAGUUCAUCUAAUUUUCAAACAAACAUCGUUUCCUCAACAGGUCCUGUGAACGGAGGACCACGGCAGGUAGUGAGCCCUGCUGGACAGAUGGUGAUGGCAGGAAAGAAUGGUCCUAUAAGUCCAAGCCCUAGUCAACAGAUGAUGCCAGGUUUACCGAACCAACAGGGCGUGAAUCUGGAAGUCCAGAGACUACAACAACAGAUACAGCAGUUGUACAACAUGCCACAGACUCAACAGAUACAGCAACAGAUGCUGGACCUUCAGGAACGAAUGAGGAUGCUGAAAGCCCAGCAGCAACAACAGAUUCUUCACAUGCAGCAGCAACAGUGUCAACCGCGACCAAACAUUGCUCCUGGUCAAUCUAGUCAUCACAUCCCUCCACAAGUUUUAUCUCGUACUCCACAACAUCAGGUACGGAUGCCUCAUCCACAACCGACCAAUCAACCAGCACCUCAACAGCAGGUGCCCCUUCCAAUACAGCCACGACCACCACAGACACAGCAACAUCCAAGUCAGCCAGUACAACCCAUAGUUAUAUCAGCUAUGCCACAGCUCUCCCCUAAAGAAACUGGUACCCCAUCAUCCAGUACACCUCCUACUAUUAUACCCUCAUUAGGGGAUUCGCUUGAUACUCCAUCAUUUGCUCCAUCCAUUCAGGUUUUACCGACGUCUACCUCACAACCAUCCAUCCAUUCUACACAUCAGGGUUUAAAUACCCCCGAAACCUGUCCCCCGCUCUCUCCUCCUACGCUAGAUCCUUAUAAAUUUACGCCUCUUGAUGCCGAUCCUACCCCGAUACAAAAACUCGAAAUGCCGGGCCUCACGAAAUCUAAUCAAAGUCAAGAAAAGGCCAACAGAAUUAUAGCAGAUGCGAUCGCUAAGGCACAGGCAUCUGGUUUAACGGACAUACCAAAAGUGGUUGAUCCCGAUUCGUUAUUAUCGACGGUCACAGACGGUACGGAAGGCGAAAGCUCUCCGGAAAAGAAACCGAGAAAAAAGCGUGUGAAAAAAGAUGGAGAGAAAAAGGAAAAGAAAGAACGAAAACCUAAGAAACCAAAAGACCCAGCGGAUCCAGAAACGCCGAAAGAACCGAAAAAGAGGAAAAAGAAAGUGAAAGCUACAACAGUUGUGACGGAUGCUCCUCCGGCUGAUGUUGCAGUUGAAGGUGAUGUUGUCGUAGAAACAACUGAUUCAGCUGCCGAUACGUCGACAACGAUGAUCGAUGUCGAAAAACCAGUUGAGGAAGCAGUAGUAGAGAAGACUGAAACACCGGAGAAAAAACCACCGACAUCAAAACUUUUUACUAAAAGAAAAAAACCACCAGCAACAUUUAUGCAGAAGAAUAAAAAACGUAAACGGACGACGUCACCUGACCUAUCAGAUCUUGAUGUCUCACCACAAGGUUCACCUAAAGAUGAUGAUAGUGUACUGAAACGACGAUCAUCUCGUAAUACUAAACGAAAGAAGUAUAUGGAUGAACUGGACUUAAAUUUAUCAGACGAUAAUACAGAGGUUGAUAUCGAGGGACUGGAUAACGGGCCUGUUGCUAUGAAAGCUGAUGAAUCUACAGGUGAAGAAGUUAUAGUUGUAGAAAAAAUACUUGGUGUUCGAAUCAGAAAACGCGAUAAAGAUGAGAGUGCAGAAAAUGGAGAUGAUACUCAACCUGCUAUAACAGAAGAGGAAGAAGAAUUUCUGGUCAAAUUUAAAAAUUAUUCUCAUCUUCACUGUGAUUGGAGGACGCAGAAGGAACUGGAAGAGAAAGACAAGAGAAUUCUGGGUAAAAUAAAACGUUUCAGACAGAAAAAGCAACAACAAAAUGUCUUUGAAUUGAAUGAAGAUGAUGAAGAAUAUUUCAACCCAGAUUACACGGAAGUCGAUCGUGUUUUAGAUGAACAAAUCGCGAAGGAUCCAGCCACGCAGCAAGAGAUGACAUAUUUCCUUGUAAAAUGGAGGAGUAUGGCGUACGAGGAUUGUACUUGGGAACUACAACAAGAUGUCGACCCAACCAAAGUUGAAUCUUAUCGUAAAUUUAAAGUUCCACCACCAGAGGAUGAAAGAAAGGAGAAAGAAAGACCUAAACCUAGUGAAUGGACUCAACUUGAUAAAUCAAGAGAAUAUAAGAAUGAUAAUAGAAUACGAGAUUAUCAAUUAGAGGGUGUUAACUGGUUGACAUUCUGUUAUUUUAACAGACAAAACUGUAUAUUAGCUGAUGAGAUGGGUUUAGGUAAAACUAUACAAAGUAUUACAUUCCUACAUGAGAUUGAUCUGUAUGGUAUACACGGACCGUUCCUAGUCGUGGCUCCGUUAUCGACCAUCGCUAACUGGCAACGAGAGUUUGAAACCUGGACAGACAUGAAUGUUAUAACAUAUCAUGGAACAGGUCCAAGUCGAACUAUGUUACAAGAAUAUGAAAUUUAUUACCGAGACUCUUCUGGUGCUAAGAUUCCUGAUCUUUAUAAAAUCCAUGCAUUAAUUACAACGUACGAGGUGAUAAUAUCAGACAUAGAAUUACUCAGUAGUAUAAAAUGGCGAUGUCUCAUCAUUGACGAAGCUCACAGGUUAAAAAACCGAAACUGUCGACUGAUGGAUGGAUUGAACAAAAUACAACUUGAACAUCGUGUAUUAUUAACGGGUACACCAUUACAGAACAAUACAGAUGAAUUAUUCAGUUUACUCAAUUUCCUUGAACCUAAACAAUUCGCAUCAUCAGAAGCUUUUGUUGCCGAGUUCGGAACAUUAAAAACAGAAUCUCAAGUAGAUCAACUUAAAGAGAUAUUGAAACCUAUGAUGUUGAGAAGAUUGAAGGAAGAUGUAGAGAAAAAUUUGGCACCAAAAGAAGAAACAAUUGUUGAGGUGGAGCUGACCAACAUACAGAAGAAAUAUUAUCGUGCCAUAUUGGAGAGAAAUUUUACGUUUUUAUCGAAGGGUUCGACUGGUUCUGCUAACGUACCUAAUUUAAUGAACACGAUGAUGGAACUCAGGAAAUGUUGUAAUCAUCCUUUCCUUAUUAAAGGAGCGGAAGAUAAGAUAUUAGACGAUAUGAAGACGAAAACCCCGACAGAUCACGAUCCAUUAUUUAACUCGAUGGUUCAAUCUUGUGGUAAAAUGGUUCUCAUGGAUAAAUUAUUACCCAAAUUAAAACAAGGCGGACAUAAAGUUCUUAUUUUCUCACAGAUGAUCAAAGUUUUAGAUAUUCUCGAAGACUACCUCCUACAUAAGCAGUAUUUAUACGAGCGUUUAGAUGGUCGUAUCCGUGGUAACAUAAGACAGGAAGCUAUUGAUAGAUUCUCUAAACCUGAUUCUGAUCGUUUUGUGUUUUUACUAUGUACAAGAGCUGGUGGAUUGGGUAUCAAUUUAACGGCAGCUGAUACGUGUAUUAUUUACGACUCAGAUUGGAAUCCUCAAAAUGAUCUACAGGCUCAAGCUCGUUGUCAUCGUAUUGGACAGAGUAAAGCCGUGAAGAUUUAUCGUCUAGUCACACGAAACUCGUAUGAACGUGAAAUGUUCGAUCGAGCAUCCAUGAAACUAGGUCUAGAUAAAGCUGUUUUACAAUCGUUAGGUGGUGAAAACAAAGGAGUUAAUCAGGCAUCACAGUUAUCUAAGAAGGAAGUAGAAGAGUUAUUAAAGAAAGGAGCAUAUGGUGCGUUGAUGGAUGACGAUACGACAGGUGAUGAUUUCUGUGAAGAGGAUAUCGAUCAGAUUUUACAGAGACGAACACAAGUUAUACAGAUUGAAUCUGAGGGAAAGGGAUCAACAUUCGCUAAGGCUAGUUUCAGUUUAUCAACCAAUAGAUCAGAUAUUGAUAUCAAUGAUCCUGAAUUCUGGCAGAAAUGGGCCAAGAAAGCUGAUUUAGAUGUUGAUGAAAUAUCUAGUAGGAAUGAUCUGAUUAUUGAACAACCUCGACGUCGGAAACAGACAGCAAGGUUCGGUAACGACGAUAAUGUCGUAGAUAUGAGUGAACUAGAAUCGUCCAGUGAUAGCGAUGAUGAGAAUAAAUCAUCCAAGCGUAAAUCUAAACGAGGCCGUAAGAAGGAUGAUGACGAAGAUUUUAAUGAAGAUUAUACAGGAGACGGUUAUUGCCGAUCGGAAUGUUUCAAAGUAGAAAAAAUGUUACUUAUUUAUGGGUGGGGACGGUGGGGUGAUAUCUUACAUCAUGUUCGAUUUAAAAGAAAACUGGAUGAAAAAGAUGUAGAGACAAUUGCUAGAGGAAUACUUGUUUGUUGUUUAUCGUAUUAUAAAGGGGAUGAAAAGAUUAAGAGCUUUAUUUGGGAUUUAGUUUCACCCCAUAGUGAUGCUGUACUUAAAAAUCAUAAAGGGUUAUCUGCCCCUGUACCGAGAGGACGUAAAGGAAAGAGUAAAAAAGAUUCGAACAUACCAGAUAUAGAGCCAGAUUUACCAGUUAUCGAUAAAAAUAGUCUCGAUUUUAAUCCAGCAUCGAUACUGGAUCCAGCUUAUACCAGACAUCUAGAUAGACAUUCUAAUAAAGUAUUAUUACGGGUUCGUUUAUUAUACUACCUCAAACAAGAAAUAGUUGGUGAAGAGGCCAAAAAAGUCUUCCAGGGAGCUAAUAUCAAGGAUAUCAACAUUCCAAAACCAUCAGCUGAUCGUGACACGCCUACUUUCUGGUGGGAUGAAUUAGCUGAUAGAUCUCUUAUAGUGGGUAUAUUUAAACAUGGCUACGAAAAAUAUCAUAAAAUACGAUCAGAUCCUACUUUAGUUUUCCUCUCAAGAUGUGGACCACCAGAUGGAGCUGCUCUAUUGGCCGAACAAAAUGAAGAUAAUGACGACAAAAAUGAUGAUGAUGAUGACGAUGAUGAUGAAGCAUCCAUGGCAUCGGCACCAGAUACGAAGAAAAAACCAGCUCCUCCAUCAGAAGAUUUUGGUGAUAAAUUACCGUUUCCAGGAACGUCUGAAUUAAAUUCCAGAUUACGUAGAUUAAUUACAUGUUAUCAACGAACUAAUAAAAAACGCAUCAUGGAGAUGGAAAUGCAAGCAAGGAAAAUGGAGAAACGAGGAAAGUCUGAUAUGGCUGUCCGAGAACGGGAAUAUAGACGUAGAGAAUCAUUACAGAAUCGUUGGUCUCGAAGAGAAGAAGCUGAUUUUUAUAAAACCGUGUCAACGUACGGUGUUGAAAUAGAUAAAAAAACAGGAAGAUUUAUCUGGGAUAGAUUCCGAAAUCUGGCUCGUCUCGAGAAGAAGUUUGACGAUACUUUAACAGAAUAUUUUCAGGGAUUUUAUUUUAUGUGCCAAAGAGUUUGUGGAAAACUCAGCAAAGACAUUAAACCUCCACCGAACACGAUGUAUGUAGAACCAAUAACAGAAGAACGUGCUACCAGGUGUCUCUCACGAAUAGAUUUAAUUAAUAAAGUACGAGAAGAGAUUUUAUUCCAUCCAAAACUUGACGAACAUAUCCAGUUAUGUCAACCAUCGUUUGAUAUGCCAAGCUGGUGGCAAUGUGGUAAACAUGAUAAGGAAUUAUUAAUAGGAGCUGCCAGACAUGGUGUAGCAAGAACAGAUUAUCAUAUCCUACGAGAUCCAACUCUGUCAUUCCACGAAAUAUUUCAGAAAGCUAAUCGUGGUAUUAAUUCUCCGUUUAGUAGUAUCAAUCCUAAUGGUGGUACGCCUAGAACACCUAGUACUCCGCGAGGUGGUACUCCUGUUUUACUGAAGGAAGAACUCGAUAGAGAAUCAACGGCGACGAAAAAAGAUUCCGUGAAAAAAGAGAACGAGAAAGAUAUGAAACCUGAGAAUGAAGACAAUAAAUCGAAAUCACCAAUCAAAAUAGAAACGGAUGACGAACAAGUCCAGAAUGACAAAGAGGAGGACGCGUCUGAAGUGACGGAAAAAUCAGAGAAAAAUGACUCUAGUGAAAAAACAGAAGUGAAAUGUGAAACCAAACAGGAAGUGACUGUAAACGGUGAAACUAGUGACACAGAAAGUGAUAAAAAGAAAAUGAAAGUAGAGGAAAGUGAAAGUAGGACUAAAGAUGAGGAAGUGAUGAAUAGUGAUAAAGUGAAAGAAGAGGAUAUAACCGAAAAAGAUAAAAUAAAAGAAGAGAAAGAUGACGUGAAAGUAGAGGAAGAGGAGGAUGUGAAACUUGAUAGUGAUAAAGUAAAAGUAGAAGAAUCGGAAUUGAAAGUAGAAAAAGAUAAAGUGAAAGAAGAGAGUAAAGAGAUUAAAGAUGAACCAAUGGAAUCAAGCGAAGAGAAGGAUAAUAAAGAAGAAUUUGUGAAAAUCAAGGAUAAAUUAUAUGAGAAGAAAAUGGAGGUAUUGGACGAGGAUGAGUUAAUAAAACGUGAAUUACGAUCAGUAACAACACCGAGACAUGGUAACUUACAGUUCCCUGGAAUGUAUAAUGAAGAUUAUUUAGAUCCUGACGGACCAGAACCAGGUGAAAUAGUUGGUGGUAGAAGUUUCCUCAGUACACAGCUAGACUGGCCAAAGGAUCGAGUUAUCUUCCAUAGAUUAGAACACGUAUGUUAUACAGUGGAAAAAGGCGAGUGGCCCUUCUCUAAAAAAGGAUUUGUACCGUCUGCAGCAUUUGAUUCUCGUAGUACGACACCUGUUGGAUGUUCGACACCGAAAGGAGGAGACACGCCUCACGGAGAUUCAGAUGUAGGAGAAAAUACUUUUGAAGGAAUUCAGGUGAUGUUUGGGGAAACCCCUAAAGAUCUUGAAGUACAUAUAUCAGAGGGUGAAGGUUUACGUAUGACGAUACAAAAACGAAGUCGAGGACGUAAAAGGAAAUAUGAUAUUGAUCCUGAUCGAGCCACGCGAGUUCAACAAAUAUUGAAUCAGAGUCAAACACCACAUAGUGCUGCAUCUAGUGAUAACGAGAGUUUACAUGAACCAAUGAAUUUAUCAGCCAUUCAUGCUAUGUCUGGAGAACAUUUCCUCAAUGGACACGCUUCAGAACUUGAUGCUGCUAAAUUACGAAAUAGUCUCAUUGAGCAAGGUUUAUUACCAGAGAGGAGGAAACGAGGCCGAAAGAAGAAGGCAGAGAAAAUGGCCGAGUUAGCGAUGGCUGAAGCCUUAGCUAAAAGACAUCAUGCUAGAAUUGUGGCUAACCUUGACCCAGAUUUACGUAUUCCUGUGAUAAGUCUAGAAGAUGGGAGUCGACUGUCAGGAGAAGAAGCACCAAAGAAGAAGAAUUUAGAACAGUGGUUAAUGGAUCACCCUGGUUACGUAGUUGAACAACCCGAUCUGGCUAUAUUAGGUGCCGGAAUGGGAGGAGACGAGGAAGAACAACAACGAGCUGAACAUGAACUAAACAUGGAGAAACUUUUAAUGAGGAGCAGUGGUAAAAGACGAGCUAGGCUUGAUCCCCGUCUCAUGGAUCUCGCACACGUAACAGGCGAGGAAAACGUCACCGUGGUAGAGAGAGAGACAGGGAAAAAGAUGACUGGAGCCAAGGCACCACCGUUAAAACAUUUAUCGGAAUGGUUGGAACAGAAUCCUGGUUAUGAUGUAGAUUCUAAAUGGGGAGAAAUUGUACGAGCGAAGGCUAAUCUGCCCAAAAGUAUGGAUUCUCGAUUAUUGAAACCAUCAAAUCGAGGUAGAAAACCGAAAGAUCCAAUGUUAAACCCGGCAUUGCUGAGUGGCGAAUAUCCGUUUGCUGGUAUGGCUGGACUCGCUGGAUACCCAGGCCUCAUGGGUAAUUUCCAUAAACUGGGGAUGAACAUGCCGUUUGGCGCCAUGUCUAAUAUGGGUCUGGCUAAUCCGAUGUUUGCUUCAUUGGCUGGUAUGGGAUUCCCAGGUAUGAACAUGGGAGCGUUCGGCAGCGGUGAACUCGAACACGGAGAAAUCGAAAAAGAGGAUAAGAAAGAUCGACCAAAAGAAGAUAAACGCAGACGUGAGGACGGAGGAGAACGUUCGAAAGAUCGAGAAAAGGACCGAAAAUCAAGUGAAAAACCCAGUUCUUCGUCGACCUCGUCACCUCAUCCAUCUUUCCCAUUGUACUUCAACCCCCUGUUAUAUAACCCCUUAUUGGCACAAGGUAUGGGUAACUUCCCCUUACCAGCCGGACUACCUACGUCUUUCGCAUCAUUGGCUAAUCCAUAUAUGGCAAAUGGGCGGACAGAAUCGGAAUCUGAUGACGAUAAGAAAAAUGAACGUCGACACCGGGAAGAAAAACUAAAAUUGAAAGCGAGAGAACUAAAGGAAAAAAUGUCCCAUAAUGACGAAGUGCAGGAUUUAUCCGUGAAAAAGAAAACUCCACGAAAACCAGACAGUCAUUCUGUGAGGAAAGUUUCUCAGUCAGAACACGAACGUCGUUGUGAAAAACUCGAACAAAUGGAAGCGACUGAUCUCUCUAUGAAAGCCAGGUCUAAUAGUUCUGGUCGUCAUAAUAGUACGAAUAGUUCGUCGCGGGACAGCAGUCAUAAAUCUAGUGAAAAUCGGGUUCGGGAACGGGAACGAGAGAAAGAUCGAUCUCGAGAUCGUGAAAGCGAUCAUAGUUUGAACUCCUCCUCAGUGACAUCUUCCAAAACACCUCAGUCGUCUCGGUCAUCUCCAGCCAUAUCGGACAAAGCAUCUAUUGUAACGGGUACGCCAGGGUCGAGCAGUCGAUCUGGUAAAUCAAACAAAAAAAUCUUCAGUUCUUUGAAACUCAGUAAAAUUGUUGACUCACUGAAAGAAAAAGUUCAAAAUAUCGAAGAUAAAGAGAAGAAAAAGUGCGAUAAUCCUAAAGAAGAGUCGCAAAAUACUACACCAACAAAACCGGAAUCUUCUCCGAGUGAUAGUCUCGAUCUGUCCAGUGCAAAAGGUGCCGAAACAGAGAAAUCAGAAUCUGCGGAUGAGUCGUGAGUCGUUGACCGAUUCGUUACAAGUGUCAAAUUAGUCAAGUGUCGUCGACAUCGUAGGAAUUCUUUAAGACUGAUGAAAUCUCAAUAGUGAAAGACUUUAGUAAUGGUGGAUAGAGACUUUCCUGUCCUCUACCGUGGCCCUAUGUGUAUUCUGAUAAAAACAUGAGAAUCUUGUGUUAGAUUGCGUAAUUUUAAAGUACUUGUGUGCGAACUAUGACAAUUCAAUGGUUGGUUUGUGUGGAAUUCUUUGUGCUGUGGAAAAAAUGUGCUAUUUAAAAUCGUAAUUAAAUUAGAAGGAAUGAAAUAAAGGAUUAUCAAGAUUAAUUCUGUAAUUUGAAUAACGAUAAUUGGCACGAAUGAUAUACUGGAUUAUCCAGACGAAUGGUAUACUGGAUUAUCCAGACCAGUGUAAUCUUAAUAAUCAUAAGAAACGUCACUUAUUUUUUAAGAAGGUAAAAUAUUGUUACAACCUCAGAUACAUUGAUAUUUCACAAAUCGAAUUAUAUUUCCUAAUUUGGAAACUAGUGACGAAAAUAAUAUAGACAUUCCAACUGUCUCUUGUUUACUCCCAUGAUAUCUUGGGAUUUAUAUCCCAUAAUGCCUGGUCACCAUAGAAACUAAUUCAUCCAAUCAUAUUGUAUAUAUAAAACUCAUUAUAUGUUUGAAUGACAUUUAUCAAUAAUAGAAUAUAUGACCGACAAACAAAUUUAAUAUUUCUUGUAAAUAAGUUAUUUUUUAUGGGUUAAAUAAAAUGAUAGUGGUGGGAUCUUGACAAAUGGAUUCCCCCUCCCUGAUCCGUUUCCCCCACUGCUCCCCCCCCCCUCCCCCCUUGCAUACAUGUAUAGAUACAAUUAAUCACCCCCCUAUUCAUCUCGUUAUCAUACUAGUAAUUUAUUUCAUCAUUUUUCAUGGUUGUGCUGAUUAUGUAUAGAAUUCUUCAUUGUUUGGUCGGAAAUUUGUAAUUUAAGGGUAUGCAUUAGAAAUUAGUUAAAUCCUAUAAUUAAUGUAUAUAAUGUUUCUCUACACAUAGUUAGCCAAGAUAGACAAUACAUUAAUAAUCGAUAAUUCCUUUAUUCAAAUUGGAAUAGUGUUUCAAGAUUAUUCUGAUUCAAGGGUAUUUGUUUAAGAGACAUAUUGAUUUGAAAAUGUCAAAAGUUUCUUUAAAACAGAAAAUGAUUCCAAAACAUGGUUAUUUUAUUAAAAUCAGAUAUCAACAGCAUCUGAAUAAUGCCUGAUAAUAUUUAAAUUGUUCAGCAUGCAACAAAUGAAAUCUGAAACUAUAAAUGAAUUAUUUAAGGUCUGAAAUCGACAUGUUUAGAUCUAAUUUACAGUGUAGUAAAAUAAUGUGUAAAGACAGUAGAUGGAAUAAAUAAAAAUAAACCCACCGAUUAAUUUGUUUUUUAAAAUCGAUUAUUAAUUAUUGAUCUGCUUAUCUUCUGUACAUAUAAAUAGACCUAUAGCUUGUACGAUAUUCUAUCCAGUUGUCCUUUUGCGUUACUCCGUAUAAACUGGCUUUUUGAUAAAUUGUGGGAACUGACCUAUUUUAUACAUGUUUUAUAAUAAACAAGACUUUAUAAAUUUCCCAUUUAUGAGAAUUUAUUUUUUAGCAAAUUUUUUUUAAAAGAAUUUUGAGAAAAAUGACUUGAUAGUCAUAAUCAGCUUAGGACAUUCCGUAAUGAAUAUAGAAAAAUACAAACUUUAGUUUUUUUUUUUAAUGUACAUGUCUGUUAAACCCUCCCAGUAUUCAUGCAUGAACAUGCAAAAUGCAAUCCACAUGCAAAAUGUUUUCUUUUAAUAAUUCUGAUUACCUCAACUGAUUGUCGUGUGCAGUAAAAUGUGCCGCAUUUCGCAAAAACCUAUGCACCUAUGAAACCUAGCAAAACAAAGAGGCUAUUUCUCGUAAACCUUUUCAAUUUUAAAUCAAGUUACUUAUAGAAUUGUUAAUUGAUAUAAUAAUCAAAUUUAUUUUCUAUUAACUUAUAGUUAAUUCGAAAAUCAAUUCAGCAAUUCAAAAGUUGAAAGAGUCGAUCCAUUGAGAGUUAUUCCCCUUAGUGUAGUACAUUAGAAGUGUAAGUGAAAUAACUAUUAUUGAUUGACUGAUCAUGGUAUACGAGAAAUAUGUCUCUCCCCCCCCCCCCCCCCCCCCCAGUAAUUUAGUCUGUACGAUACUGUAGAUAUAUGAUAGACAAUUUGUACAUAAAUUAAAACAUAAUAUGAAUAUAAAUAUUAAAAUAUUUGAAUGUACGUAGGUUGUUCCUCCUCCGUACUCAUCGACCUUCACCUUGUAUAUUUGCUUGUAACUUUAUAAAAAAAAAACAACUCAACUUUACAAACCAGUUUAAUCUCAGGGCAGAAAAUAACAUUUUGUAUAAAUUAAAUAUUUUCAUUUUAUUUUUCUCUCAUUUUCAUUGCACAUAUAGAUGUUUUUUUUUUUAAUUGUCUUGAUAUCGAAUGUAUUAAAAACAUUAAAUUAAAUGAACAUGCAAAACAAGAGAGUUGUCUUUCCUUUAUUUGUAGUCUAUAUAUGGUUUAACAAUGGGAUUUAUAUGCACUGGGUAUUCUUCACAUUUGAGUUCUGCGUUGGGACUCAAUAAUCAAGUCUUAAUUGUUUCCAAAGUCUUCGUUGUCUAGUCCAUUUGAAUUGUCUGGGUGGCCAGUAGAUUUACUUUUAAACAUUGUUUUAAAAUACAAGUAGAAAAUAGAGAUGAUGACAAAUAAAUAGAGUUGACUAUAAUAUCAGGAAUUGAUUACCCCAAAAAACAAACAUUUACAUGUAUUAUUAAUUAUACGUAGAGCAAUUAAGACUCAUUAAUCAAGACUUAAUUGUUCUGAAAGUCUUUGUUAUCUAGUCCGUUUGAAUUGUCUAUGAUGAUGACAACACGAUAAGGAAUUGAUUAAUUCUAUGUAUAUCAGUUUUAAUAAGAAAGUAAAAUUUUUACUGUGUUUUAUGGAGGAGAAUAUCUACCAAAAUAAUGUUUGCUAGUGAUUUUUUUAUUUGAUUUCGUUUAUGAAUUAAAAUUAUUUUGCUAGAUAUCUUCUUCCAUAGAACAAAAUUUAAUUACUGAUUUUGUUAGACCAGGUUUUAUUGAAGGAAAUUAUUGAAGUAUUUUUUUUUUUUUUUAAAGGAAAGAUAACUCGCACUACAAAAUGUACUUAAAGCAAUAUUACCCAAUUGUUGUGUAUACUGUGACAUAUUUUUGUGGUUAUUAAUUUAAAAAGCUGGGGCUUUAUUGAAAAAUGUCUAUCAAGUCUUAAAAAACUGGGAAUAUCAAAAAUUGUCUAUUUUUAUAUUCUCAGGUGUGUAGAUAAAUGUUUGUAGGUAUUUUCACUUUUUUUUUGUAUUUUAUAUGUUUGCUCCCUUAUCAUUGAAAAACUGGUUUAUGGUCUAAGGGGAGAUAACCUUACUAUAAAUGUAGUUUUAUGGUCUAAGGGAGACAAUUAGACUGUUAAAAAAAAAUUAAGGAAAGCAACAAACUGUUUUCAGAUUUAUAUUUAUUGCAAGAAGUGUAAUAAUAAAAUUUUUGACAAAUGA